Messenger RNA from Suricata suricatta (meerkat), 2605 nucleotides. It is a transcript of the gene CDC7, whose product is annotated as cell division cycle 7. The record is from RefSeq and is a predicted model, not a curated record. Gene Ontology annotation, molecular function: ATP binding; protein serine/threonine kinase activity. NCBI's taxonomy places the organism in Eukaryota, Metazoa, Chordata, Mammalia, Carnivora, Herpestidae. Bases 306 to 2027 code for a protein of 573 amino acids. The transcript is spliced from 12 exons. Gene Ontology annotation, cellular component: nucleus. Gene Ontology annotation, biological process: protein phosphorylation; mitotic DNA damage checkpoint signaling.
AGAAACGAAUUCUGGAUCGUGACUUUGGUCUGGUCGCAGCGCAGUAACCCCCACCUCCCCACCUCGGAUCCUGCCGAUCCACGGCGGGAAAGUCGUGCGCUUGCGCACUAAGCAUCCCGUUCGGUCUCGGGUCUGAGAGAAGGGUCCUUCCCCGCUGAGCUCGCGGCGGGUGCUCCCAGAAGGAUCCCAUACGUUCUGCCUUCUCUUUCUCCGCCCGCCGCCGGUGUAUUCUAGUUUUCACAGCUCCUUUGCUCCCACGGUGGACAUGACCCCUUAGCUGCGUUUUGCAUCCCAGUUGUUUUGUGAUGGAGGCAUCUUUGGGGAUUCAGACGGAUGAACCAAUGGCUUUUUCUCCCCAGCGUGACCAGGUGCAGGCGGAUGGCUCAUUAAAAAAGCAUGAGCAGAAUUUUAAACUACCAGGUGUUAAAAAAGAUAUUGAGAAGCUUUAUGAAGCUGUACCACAGCUUGGUAAUCUGUUUAAGAUUAAGGACAAAAUUGGAGAAGGUACUUUUAGCUCUGUUUAUUUGGCCACAGCACAGUUACAAGUAGGACCUGAAGAGAAAAUAGCUCUGAAACACUUAAUUCCAACAAGUCAUCCUAUAAGAAUUGCAGCUGAACUUCAGUGCCUAACAGUGGCUGGGGGGCAAGACAAUGUCAUGGGAGUUAAAUACUGCUUUAGGAAAAAUGACCAUGUGGUUAUUGCUAUGCCAUAUCUGGAGCAUGAGUCCUUUUUGGACAUUUUGAAUUCUCUUUCCUUUCAAGAAGUACGGGAAUAUAUGUUUAAUCUGUUCAGAGCUCUGAAACGCAUUCAUCAGUUUGGUAUUGUUCACCGUGAUGUUAAACCCAGCAAUUUUUUAUAUAAUAGGCGCCUAAAAAAGUAUGCCUUGGUAGACUUUGGUUUGGCCCAGGGAACCCAUGAUACCAAAAUAGAGCUUCUCAAACUUGUCCAUUCUGAAGCUCAACAGGAGAGUUGUUCACAAAAUAAAUCCCAUGUAAUCACAGGAAACAAGAUUUCCCUGAGUGGCUCAGCAGCACCUCAGGAGCUGGAUCAGCAGCCUACCGUGAAGACCGUGAAGAGGCCCUACACAAAUGCACAGAGUCAGACUAAACAAGGAAAGGAUGGAAAGGAGGGAUCUGUAGGCCUUUCUGUCCAGCGCUCUGUUUUUGGAGAAAGAAAUUUCAAUACACACAGCUCCAUUUCACAUGAGAGCCCUGCAGUGAAACUUAUGAAGCAGUCAAAGACUGUGGAUGUACUGUCUAGAAAGUUAGCACCAAAAAAGAAGGCUAUUCCUACAAAAGUUAUGACUGGUGGUGUAAUGAGGAAAACUGCCAGUUCUUGCCCAGCUAGCCUGACCUGUGACUGCUAUGCAACAGAUAAAGUUUGCAGCAUUUGCCUUUCAAGGCGACAACAGGCUGCCCCUAGGGCAGGUACACCAGGAUUCCGAGCACCAGAGGUGUUGACAAAGUGUCCCAAUCAAACCACAGCAAUUGACAUGUGGUCUGCAGGUGUCAUAUUCCUUUCUUUGCUUAGUGGGCGGUAUCCAUUUUAUAAAGCAAGUGAUGAUUUAACUGCUUUGGCUCAAAUUAUGACAAUUCGUGGAUCCAGGGAAACUAUCCAAGCAGCUAAAACUUUUGGCAAAUCAAUAUUGUGUAGCAAAGAAAUCCCAGCCCAAGACUUGAGAAAACUCUGUGAGAAGCUCAGAGGUAUACAUUCUAACACCCUCAAAUUAACAAGUGAUGUGCAACGGCCGGCUGCUCAUGACCCAGCAUUUUCAGAGAAGACUGACCAUAAUGUUUCUCACCUUACACAAACACCUGAAGUGCAGCAUCCCGGGAAUUUGUUGUAUAAAGACAGUAAUGGCUGUGGGGGUAGUUUGAAUACAGAUACUACCAGUUUAGAAGGCUGGAAUGAGGUACCUGAUGAAGCUUAUGACCUGCUUGAUAAACUUCUAGAUCUAAAUCCGGCCUCAAGAAUAACAGCUGAAGAGGCUUUGUUACACCCUUUUUUUAAAGAUAUGAACCUGUGAUUAUCAUUCUUUAUUUAAUGUUUGCUAUUGUAUAUUGUGAGAUGGGGUGAAAGAGAGUCUUUUUAUAAUAGCCUUAAGUUCUUGAUUAGAGACCAGGGCAGGAUGAAUAAUUUAUUUUAAAAUUUUAGUAUUUGCUCUUUGGCAGAUUCUGAAAUAUGGACUAAGAACAGAGAUGCCUGGGAUAGUUCUCCGGGCUGAUUACAUGACCUUUGAGUCAGCUGUAUCCAAGUAGAAUUAGAUCUCUAGCUUUCCUAAUUACUUGUCACUGCCAUAUGCAAAGAAAGAAGCUGUUUUAGCCUAGUACACAGAGGUUUGAGGUAUAAAUCUUAAAAUGAAUGGAUGUGAUCAGCAAAUGAGUCAAAAGACUUCCUUUAUUGAUGACUAAGUUAUGUGUACUUUUAGAAAAAAUCAACCUGGUGUUGGUGCUCUUACCAUUCUAUAGGUAAAGGAGAUCAUUUCCUCUUCUAGAGGCAUAUAUUACACCUUUUAUGAACACUAAACUAAUGAGAAAAUAAACUAAGUGGUAAUACCACUUGAAAUUGAAUUUAUCCAUUUUUUAAAUGUAUUUUGUUAAAGCA